Messenger RNA from Serpula lacrymans var. lacrymans S7.9, 342 nucleotides. RefSeq lists its product as uncharacterized. The record is from RefSeq and is a predicted model, not a curated record. The transcript has a single exon. NCBI's taxonomy places the organism in Eukaryota, Fungi, Basidiomycota, Agaricomycetes, Boletales, Serpulaceae. The coding region runs from base 42 to 227 and encodes 61 amino acids.
ACCAUCCCAAAAGUAACGCGCUCAGACUGCUAUAAACCGUUAUGUCUACUAUUUUGGCUCGGAUAAUCUCGGAUUACAAUACCAGAUAUCGGACUAUAGGACUGCUUAGGAAUCGGAUAACUCACGUCGAGUCAGUCAGAACCGUACGUUCGAGUCAAACCCACCUCGGUUUCGUACAACUCAAUGGAAAGAACACACGUCAAACACUGCUGCGAUCAUUCAGAUGACUUGGAAGCCGAUGGCUGUAUGCAAGUAAACUAAAAUAGCAGUAUACUACCACCUAACUGCGUCGCACGAUAUGAUCCUCCGUUAAUAUGCCCAGAGCACGCCGUACAACCGCGC